Molecule: messenger RNA, 3887 nt
Organism: Dendronephthya gigantea
Lineage: Eukaryota; Metazoa; Cnidaria; Anthozoa; Malacalcyonacea; Nephtheidae
Product: PHD finger protein 12-like
Exons: 16
Coding region: 48-3053 (1001 amino acids)
Biological process (GO): negative regulation of DNA-templated transcription
Cellular component (GO): nucleus
Molecular function (GO): protein binding; transcription corepressor activity
Source: RefSeq, a predicted model, not a curated record
UAUUUUUCGGUUGUAGCUGGGAAAUAGCAGAGGACAAGACGUGAAAAAUGGAUCAAUACGACGAUCUUGACCCAGAGGGAAGCUGUUUCGCCCAAAUACAAGCGUUGGUCCAGUCUGAAUUUGGCGAGACGAAACAACCGACGAAAAGCGAGAAAGAGGUUCGCAAACAAGGACGAACAGUGAAUCACGACUCGUGCGACAGCUGUGGUGAAGGGGGUGAUUUGCUCUGUUGUGACCAGUGUCCCUGUGCCUUUCAUCUCACAUGUUGUGACCCUCCGCUUGAGGAAGAUGAUAUCCCUACUGGAGAAUGGCUUUGUAAUGAAUGCAAAUCACAUCCACUUGAGAAUGGUUUGGAAACAAAGAAUGAGGUGCUGACCUAUGAACAUCCCAAAGCAAAAAAGGACCAGAAUGAUAAGAUCUCAUCUCCAUUUCAAACUCUUGUCAAAAUGAGUUCUGGGAAGAACCCAUCAACAUUUUCACUUCCUCCCGAACUGACUUGUAACACGCUUUUUCCAGGAGACAGAAAACGAAAAUUGGAGAAUGAGGACAAAGGCUCAAAUGCCAAGGUUGAAAAAAGGGAAUCAGAUUUUGAUGACGGUUGCCAUCUUGAUAAGUUGUGCUUUGCAUGUUCAAGGACUGCUAGAAAUUCCCUCCAUGGUGACUUGAUUGAAUGUGAUUUCUGUCCGUUGUCAUUUCACACAAACUGUUUGCAACCUCCAUUGACUAACAAACCAACUGGAAUGUGGAUGUGUCCAAACCAUGCUGAACAUGCUGAGCCCGGUUUGAGGGAUCCUCGUUUCAGUCGAAGACUCAAGGCGUACGACAAACUGCGUAAUAACAUCUCACAACAUACGAUUAAAAUGGAUUUUCUUAGCCGUGUUCAUAGACUUCAAAACCAUCCUGAUUUUGAAAGGAAGCAGGAAACCUGGAAACGUAAACGUCUUAGUCUGGUCCCGGAGUCAAUCAAAUGGCACUACAAGAACCCUCCGUUCCAACAACUACCAGAGCAUAUUCAAGAAUCGGUAAAACCAUUACCACCCUACAGACUGCCCGUGACACCCCCGAGUGCCUCGGAUCAAGAAGAGUGGCUGAAGUCCAUCGUAUCCCUACAAUGUGACAUUGCAAAACACCUGGCAUCCCUCUCAGUCCCCAAACCCCAGGACGGAGUCAAGAAAACCGUUAAAGCCGUCAUAUCCGGGAGCUCAAAUCACGUCAUUUCAAACAGCAAACUUCCAAACCAAACCUCAACCAAUUGCACGAACUCAAGCGAAAAACAAACGCCGAAAACGACAAGUUGCACCACGGGUAACACAACGACGUCAGUGAAGACUAUCACGACUUCCAAGGCAAGCACCGUGCCGGCAAAGGUAGUGUCCAGUCCGUCCACGAAUGGUGCGCAUACUUCUACGGUGACGUCAUUCUCUCGCGUGGUGACCACGCAUACUGUGACUUCUGGCGGGAAAACGCUCACGAAACCAAUCACAAUUCUUUACGCGUCGCCUUCGAAAAAUCUUACUCAACAGAAUGGAGUCAGCUCGAAUGUGACAAAACAUUUAAAUUGUGUAAACAAAACUACGAAUAGCGAAGCAAAACCCAUUGCAAAGGUCGAAGGCAGCGUUAAAAAACCAUUGCAAAAUAGCAUUACAAAAACAUCAACUCUGCAAAAUUCUAGCUCGAAAACUCUUACGAAUAUAAAAAGUCCUGCAGUUCAGAACUCUAAAAACAGUUUGAUCCAAACGCCGAGUCCGAAAACGACUUCACCGCCAACUUCUUUAGUUAAUUCCGUAAAAGGGACGGUUAAAAAUGAUGUGAAAUCUUUAACCAACGGACCUGUAAGUGCUGUGAAGCCUCGUGUUUUAAACGAACCGGCCGCGGUCAAGCCAAGGACUGUGGGGGAGUCAACUAAAGCGGUGAGUGUGUCACCCCCCGGGACGAGCUCCGCUAGGACUAUGAAUGUCGUGGGAACUGUGUCCACGGGACUAAGUUCCGGUAAUGGUUCGACAAAGGUGAUUGUCUUGACGAAUGCUGGGAACGGGAAUAUUAUUAAAAGCAUCGCGAAUACGACCUUAUCGUCGAGCAUGCAAAGGACUGUGGGAAGUUCUGGGACUCUUGGGAAUUCCAGCUCAACGACAACUGUCACUAGUCCAAGUGUGCAAAGGAUUGUGGUCCAGGCUAGUCCUCAAAAGGGGAUCGCCGGCGGAGGAGGAACCAGUAAUGGUCCUUCUGUAACACCAGCGUCCCAAGCGGCUAGUCCGGUUAGCACCAUCUGUGCAGUCUCGGGUCUGGACAGCAUACAAGAAUCCGAGUUGAGUAAACUUGAUUCCAGGCUCGUCCAUGUUCUGGCCUAUCAGAGAUUGCAACAAUUGAUAACGCAAACAACUGGCAAGGUAAAUCCGUCCAAUUCGUCUGUCGCGAGAAAGAUUUCUUUUAACAGCAACAAAGAAACGGUUGUUUUACCGCAAAAUGUUCCUCGAGGUAAAGCCAUGGCCGUUCUUUGUCCGGUACAUGGCGAAGGUAUCUCUUGUCCGAUGGUCUACAAGACGCUAAACAUUGGACAAGGACCUGACAUGGAUGUAUGUUUACGAAAUUAUGGGUAUUGUAAUUAUUUAUCGGAUAAACAUUGUUCUAUUUUCUAUGACGAGGCAACGAAACAGUACGAACUAUUGAACUACAGCGAACAUGGUACCUAUGUUGACAAUGUUCUUUAUUCUUGUGACUUUUCUGAUAAACCACACCACCGGACUUGUGUCACCUCCGCUCGGCGAUUGGACCCGUCCAGGCUGUCGAAGGAAAAACUCCUGGGGGAUCGAAAACCCUCUACGAAGGAACUUGCUUCGCGAAGGACGGCGGGACUUGGUAUUCAACAUGUUACCAGGCCUUGCAACUGCUCGGCAAGCAGUUCGACCCUCAUCGGUGGCAGCGGUGCAGGAUGGGAAGGCACGGCCACGUUGCAUCAUGGGAGUUAUAUCAAAAUGGGUUGUUUGCAGUUCGUGUUCAGUAUUGUUAACCAAGAUGGGAAAAUAGAUGCCACUAAACACACUAAAGCAAUUUAAUGCGGAUCGAAAAGAUUUUUUAUCCAAAGUGUUUUAAACCAAAUGAGAUUAAUGUUAACAAUGUCAAUAUCGUUAACAUUAAUGAUGAAAAUGUGGCCACGGUUGUAACUGCUAACCCCAGUCUUCUCUGCCCGGAGUACGUGGAUGAAAUUUGACUUCAGUCGUGGCUAUAACCUCGAUCUUUAGAGGAAGAAAUCAAGAUGGUUUGAUGUCAGUCCAAAAUCUUCCUGGUUCGUCUCGCAGUUUGGUCUCUGAAUUUGAUUGUAUUUUAAAGUGUAGCGAAGUCGAAUCGUGGGUGAAGAUGACUUGGGUAGUCAGUGUGGAGUAGAUUCUCUAAGGGUCGAUGCCGCUGGCCUGAUACGGAACCAGAGCCUGACACUUUCAACCAGAGACCAGAGCCUGACAUGUUAACGAUGACCAGGGCCUGUCAGGGGGGAGUGGCGAUGACCAGGGUCUGUCAGGAGGGGGAGUGGCGAUGACCAGAGCCUGUCAGGGGGGAGUGGCGAUUACCAGGGCCUGUCAUUGGAGGGGGUGUUGGGCUAGAGCCCUCAGUUCUAAGCUAAUCAUUAUCACGAAACCAAAUUGCAUUUUUAUUGCACACAAACACAAGAGCGAAAGCUUGCUCACACACAGACACAAUUUGGUUUGACCAGUUCACCACUCGGUGUGAAUCGCAUUUCUCUCCUAAAAACUUGUUCAAUAGUUUGUAAUUUAUUCUUACAAUCAGAUGUAUAUGAAUUGUACAUAACUUACUGUAUCAAUAUCACUCUAUAUAUAUAUGACGCACGAUAUAUAUACACAUAUAUAUAUUCCUAUAUUGCAAAAUUGAAUAAA